This is a messenger RNA of Asterias rubens (European starfish), 5166 nucleotides long. Its product is annotated as serine/threonine-protein phosphatase 1 regulatory subunit 10-like. The record is from RefSeq and is a predicted model, not a curated record. The transcript has 20 exons. Bases 554 to 3385 code for a protein of 943 amino acids. Gene Ontology annotation, cellular component: nucleus. Lineage: Eukaryota; Metazoa; Echinodermata; Asteroidea; Forcipulatida; Asteriidae. Gene Ontology annotation, molecular function: metal ion binding.
UUCAUCCGACGUGGGCCCGUAACGUUGUCAUGUUGAAAAUAUUGAAAGUCAAAAAUCACCUUAGUUUUGCAAAUCCAGCUUUUCAGUUUUACAUUAUAUGACCAGUAGUGUCCUAUAGAUCACGAAAACUGUUAUUAGGCACACUUUUACAGACAGUAUAAUGGUUGUUUUAUGAGGGAAAUAGGACGAGCUUUUUCGAGUUAAAAGAAAAAAAGAUGGCGGGUGUCAGUUUUGUGAAAAUAUGUGAAGAAGGUUGAGUCAGUCGAAAUCCAUAAUUCUUCGGGAAAAAAAUUCACGUUGCCCGCUGUUAAAUACCAAACAAGUAAAUCAUCAAAACACUGUAUGUUCUUGAGCAACUACAGUAGUAAUACAGAAAUCAAACUGUUAAUGUAUCUGUAAAAAGAAAGGUUUUUAGUCGUCGUGCUCGAUGUUGAAGUGCCAUCCAGACUACCUUGGACUGUUGAAAAAAAAUAUCAGGUCCUGUUGUCUGGUGGCGAACUCGUAGUCCAACCGCGUUCCGUUGCAGAAAGUUUUAUUCGCCUUUUAUAUCACAAUGACCAACGCAGUGGAUCCCUACCAGUUAUUAAAGGCCCUCGCACCUCUCCUAACCCAGGAUGGAGCCAUGAAAAAUAAAGCACAAGUGCCAAGGAUAUCGGGUCUGAUGAAUGGAGCCCGAAAGCUUGUCAGUCGCUGCAUCUACGUCAACAUCUUAAGAUCAACCAAUGAUGCGGAUUUAUUAUCAAGUUUUAUUCAUGAUGGUGGUUGGGAACUACUCAAUCUGUGGCUGCAGGAAUCCAAGGAGUCGACCAAUAGUGCAUUCAUGACUGACCUGCUGAAGGUCUUCAAGAAGCUGCCUGUUACCAUCGACAUCUUGAAGAAGAGCAACACCGCUAAACUGGUCAAGCAAAUGAGCAAGUCUGACGCCGACGAGAAGUUGAAGCUCCUAGCUGAAGAAGUCGUCUCAGAGUGGAUGAAAGUCAUUAAGCAGAGUCACGAAACUGCCGACUCGAAACCAGCCGCCUCCUCCGUCGUCAAGAAGAAGAAAAAGCUCCUCAAGAAACCGGCCAAGACAUCGAGGGAGAACAGCACAGAAGAUGGGAGCAACUCGCCCAUGGAGGUGACCACGAAUAAGAAAUCAUCGGAGAAACCAGGAGAAAAUUCCAAAUCAAACAAUAAUAUUGAGGAAAGAACUAGUAAGAAGUCUAGGUUAUCGCUGAAGAAACCGGCGAAGGUGGAGGAAUCUAAUUCCAAUGAGGUCAAAAAGGAAGAGGAUAAAGUUAGGACAGGGAAAAUUAAGAGGCCGGCACAUACAAAGUUCCGAUCGACAGGUUUAGAGAAAGAAACAACGCUGCCGCCCAUAAAAAUCAAGAAGAAAAACGUUGAUCCACCACCGGUAAAUAUAAACAGGACAUCAGAGAAGGCUGUACCUGUCAAAAGAGAAGGUCCAAUCUUUGGUAAGACUCUCCUUCCCCCAGAGAAGAAACCAAAGUUGGAAACAACAACGUUAGCAACGACAAAGACGUCGGCAACGUCGACAUCCUCAUCGGCUUCUUCUACCACCUCUACCUCACCCUUACCGAGUAGCAACAACCAUGGACGGAUCAAACUCAUUCCUCCAAAGCACAAACAGGUGCAAGAGAGCUCUAACUUCAUGGAUGCAUUGAACGCUCCGGCCAUUCCUGUCCGCAAAGUCAAGAUGAAGAAACCAAAACCAACGUCUCCAACGACCAACAAGCACGCCAGUAACCCCUUAGACUCCUUGAUCGUGAGCAGUAAAGGGAAGGAUGACGAAUCGGAAGACUCUAAGGAAGCAAAGGUGGAUCCCCCGAAAUUCCGAUUUUACUCUUCCGGCCAAAACGAGGACGAAGAAUCCGACAAGUCAGAGAAGACAGAGACCAAGGACGAGACGAACAGCGCCACCGCCAAAGACACGGUCAGCACAAGCAAUCUUAAACUGGUCCCGUCCAAAAACAAGAAGUGCGUCAAGUGGAGAGACGAGGACAAACUGGUCGAUGUGCGCUACUUUGAGAUGGAUGAGACGGAAAGAGUCAACGUGAACAGACCCAAAGACUUCCGAGAUGCAGCGCAUCAUGAGAUGGUAAUGGAGAGGGAGGCAAUGAAGAACGCUAAGCUAGUGGGACCAGGGGAAGAUCCUGGUACCAAUGGUGGAUACACUGACCUCUUACCAUGGAGGCUACCUUCCCUGAUCAGGCUCCUGGAUAUGCCUGUUAUCGACUACGGCACAAACAGCGUGGAGAAGGGACUCCAGAAACAGCGAGAGAUGAUCGUCCUCCAGGAGAUCUACUUUGAUAAGAAAAUGAUCCCAGAAACACCCAAGGAGCCCGAUCCGGAACCGUUUGAGCCCAAAGAACCCACAAGAAUCCCGCUGGAAGAUGAGACCAAGAGGAAACCUGGUGACGAUGAGACAGCCGAUUCUUCCCAAAGCACGCCCCUUUACUCGGAGCCGAUGUUGCCCCACCUGAACCCCGCCGCCUUGCCGCCCCUUCUCCAUGGUAGCCCUCAGCCUGUCAUCCCACCAGGUAUCACCUUACCCCCUGGCCUACAGCUGGAUAACCUUCCACCAGCCAUUGCCAGCCUGGUUCAGCAGAUACCCGGGGGCCUAGCGCCGGCGUUGCAGGGUCCAGCGAGGCAGGGUCCUGGCAGACCCAAUGAGACUCAACCCCCCAACGCUACCAUUACCAAUGUGCAAAAUCUUCUUAAUUCAAUUAUGGGUAAUCAGCCCGGUGAGGCCCAGCCGUCCCAGGAUGAACUGACGAACAAACUCAGAGAUAUGCUGGAACCGUUCAAGAGCCAACUACCAGGGUCUUUGCAUGGUCCUCCACAGCCCAACCAUGCAGGAGGGCCCAACUUUGGCCCAGAGGGGCCCAACUUUGGUCCAGAUGGGCCCAACUUUGGUGCAGAUGGGCCCAGCUUUGGUGCAGAUGGGCCCAACUUUGGCCCAGAUGGGCCCAACUUUGGCCCAGAUGGACCCAACUUUGGCCCAGAUGGACCUAACUUUGGCCCAGAAGGAUGGGGCCCAAGAGGUCCUCCCCCAGGCCAUGGUCCUGGCCCCAUGAGGGGCCGUGGUGGAGUUCGACCUCCGUUUCCAGGACCAGGCAGAGGGUUUUAUAACGGACCUCAAUUCCCUAAUGGACCCCAUCGGUUUCCAGGACCGGGUGGACCAGACAUGGGUCCAAGGGGCCCACCCAGAGGUCCUCCCAGGGGUGCAGGCCCACGGGGACGUGGACGAGGAAGGGGAGGAGGAGGAAUGAGUUUUUCUACCCGGCCCGUCUGCAGACAUUUCAUGACCCCUAGAGGCUGUGAGAGGGCCGUGAAUUGCCAGUUCUACCAUCCGGGGGUAAACGGACCGCCGUUAACGGAAUGAGCUUUUGAACAUUGGAGAAUCCUACGGGAGGAAUGCGAAUGAUGCAAAACCACAUACACAAUGAGAUGCCCAUGCAGAUGACAUCCAGUCAGUGAAAACCAAUUGAGGCGCUGUCAAAGUUCAGAUGUGUCUUCCUUAUUGAAGAGGAUAGAAUCUUUGGUACUCAAAAUGAGGCUCUGUGUCAAAGUAGGCUGGUUCCUAUUAACCACAUGCCAUAGGAAUCCACCCUGAGCACUUCUGGGUACUUUACCAAAUCCAGUUUUUUCGUCAGUUUAAACUUUAAGGUGCUAACCAGUAAAUUCCCCCCUUCACAUAUUUGUGAAUUCCCUAGUCGGCCUGCGACUAUGCCUAGAUUCCACAGAUCCUCAGAAUCAUGUGGUGAUGGUUUGCUAACUGGAAUCUUCAUUGCCAAUUGAGGGACUUCCGUAGAGAGACGGCUGUUCUGAAGCUGGUGUGAUCAAACUUCAAAAACCCACGAGAGAAUUUCUUAUCUUCAAAUGUGACAUACAGAGAAGUACCGUAGUACUUGACAAAUCAUGGACUAAUAACAGUAACAAUAACUGUUGCAACCAUACUUCUACAUUUUGGAGUUCUUUUUCCAUCUACUUGUUUUUUUACUCCGUUUUCCAUGGAAAAAACUGCUCCCAAGAACUUCUAAUAUAGAAAUGAGAACUAAACUUUAUCAAUCUUUCAAAGUCAUUUGGCGUCUCUGGAUAUUUUAUAGACAGGGGAAAAAUAGCUUUGUCUGUAUUUAGAGGGCAGUGUUUACAUAUAAUUAUUGUCUACAAUUUUAGACCAUGGGGGAUUUUCAGUCUAAGGUUUUAAUAAUCAACGACUGCCUAAUACAAAAAAAAUUACAUUGUAUGGUAAAAAAUCUAUGUAUAAAAUGGUUUUGGGCAUUGUGAACAGUGCCCUCUAUUAACACAGAAAUCAUUUCAUGGCUCUGUUUAACCAUAAAAAUGGAAUCUGUGCUUACGGAAAGAGGGAAUUCUACACUUAUGUCAAGUGUAUUUCAAGGGUUAGAAUGGAAUUUUUUCUUGUGGCGUGCGUACUCCACCUUACUAGGCAUUCAUCGCUUACACAGCUAGCGCAGAAAUUCAGUGCUUGGACAAUAAGCACAAAAUGGUGAUUCUGCGGUAAGCAGAGCCAUGAAAUUGGGCCCUGGUAUAUUGAACUGAAGUUCAGUUGUAUGCCAAAUUGGUUUCUAAUCAAGUUAAUUAUGAAUGCAUUUGCCUUUUGAUCAGAAAUGAAUCAGAGAGUUUGAACAUAUCAGAACCACAAAAUAUUGAUUUGGGAAAGAACCGUAGGGAAAAUGUCAAUGGCCAGAGGUAGUUGAGGUUUUAUUUAGAACAUUGGAUGAUGUCACUUUUCCCUUGAAUUAUUCAAUAAUAGCCUGAUUGAUAAUGAUGAUGGCGACAAUUAGCAACAGUUCUCAUCAGAAAUUUCCAAAAUUUUUGCCCAAACUUCCACAAGACCACCUAUUGGUCUCCUAUUUUGAAUACUAAAGAUAUAUCAAAGGCUUUUGCUUGGAAUCAAGUCUGGUGUCUUGUCUCCCAGUUUGAUAUUGAUGCUACAAAAAGUGAUUGGCACCAAUGCAUGUGGUGUGUUUUAGAAAGAAGAUUGUCCCAAAAAUUUAGUUUCAAUGCAUUCAAGUUAUUCAAAUACCAUGAUUGAUCAAGUGUAUUCAUUUGCUACACCUAGUGCAUUCUGGGAUUGAGAUUGUCAAAUUUUAUAAAGCUGCUAAACACAAAAUGUUGCUUAGCAGAUUACGAAAAGUUGGU